Prunus armeniaca (apricot) is the source of this 573-nucleotide messenger RNA. The record is from the annotation of a GenBank genome assembly. NCBI's taxonomy places the organism in Eukaryota, Viridiplantae, Streptophyta, Magnoliopsida, Rosales, Rosaceae.
AUGGGUUGGUCUGAAUCAGGGAGAGGAUGCAAGAAGCACCAGCUGUUUGGAGGCGACGACAUGAUGAUGAAGCAAUAUUCAUCGCCAGGUGUUUGUUCAUCUUGUCUUAGUGAGAGGCUCUCUGAGCUCUAUGCCCCCUCCUCAACUUUCUUCAGUGAGAGACUUGCUCGUACUGUUUCUUCUCCCCGUAAUCAAUCUAAUUCCUCGUCUUCUUCUGUUUCCUCCUCCGCGGGCUCUCCUCCUGUUAAAAAUUAUUAUUAUUCUACAAGCUUCAGCGGCCGAGGCCCUCAGCGUCAUCAUCGGCGUCAUGCUUCGGAAAUAUUGGGUUCGGUUUCUUUCAUGACAAGGAGUAGCACGAGUACUGGUGGUGGGUAUGGCCGCGGCGGCCAUGAUGAUUAUGAUGAUGGGGUGAUGAAGAAGAGCAGAUCGGUUGUUUCGAAGACAAAUCAUCAUCGUUUCGGAGAUCAGAAGGCUAGUAGUGGUGGUGGGAAGCAGAAGAAGAAAAAAAGAGGGUUUUGGUCGAAGCUGCUUCGGACAACGGGGAGCAAAACCAAGGAGGUUUUGAAGCACUAA